AUGCCUCCGUCGCAGUUGAAACAGCUCAAGGCCUCGCUUCGUGAUAGCGGAGUGAUUGGCCCGCAGCAGUCCAAGAAGAAAAAGCGUCAAGAUGCCAAAUCGGGUAUCGGCGCGCAGAAUCGAAUCCAGCGCAAUGCCGCCCUGCAGGCCAUUCGAGACCGCUUCAAUCCGUUUGAAAUCAAAACCGUCGCUGCGCGAAGCAAAUUCGACGUGACAACCCGUGAUGGUGGCUCGAAAUCCGCUGCGGUGCAGGCGAGACCGGGCGUGACCAAGUCGCUCGGGGAAGAAAAGAGACGCGAUACCCUACUCCGGGAAUACGAGCGGAGGAAAAAGGUCGGUGGCAUUCUCGACCGUCGAUUCGGUGAAAAUGACCCGACUAUGACCCCCGAGGAGAGAGCGGCUGAACGAUUCGCCAAGGAAAGUCAAAGAAAGUUGCGCAAGGAAUCGAUGUUCAACCUUGAGGAGGACGAAGAAGAGUUCCAACUCACCCACAAAGGCGAGUCCUUAUCCUUUGGGGAUGGCGCCCUCGGAGACGAUUUCGACGAAGGUGGGUUGAGCGAGCAGGAGGACAUGUCAGAUUCUGAAAUCUCUCGGAAGAGGAAACGGUUCCUCAACGACGACGGCGAGAUGGAGGAGGGGUUCGAUGGGCCCGGAGAAGAGGAAGAGCCCGGACGGAAAAAGUCGAAACAUGAAAUCAUGAAGGAAGUCAUCGCUAAGUCGAAAUUCUACAAACUCGAGCGACAAAAGGCCAAGGAAGACGACGAUGACCUCCGUGAAGAGCUUGACAAGGGGCUCCCCGACCUUUUUGAUAUGCUUAGGGGGAUCAAACCCCCGCCGAAGCCAGAGCCCGCGAAGAAUGACCUGGAGUCCAUGAAUCCCGAUCGUGCUGCCUUCUUAAUGGAAGGGCCCGAGAAGGACACCGAGAAGGAGUAUGACCAUCGCCUCAAGGAAUUGACUUUUGAUAAGCGUUCCAUGCCAACCGACCGCACCAAAACCGAAGAGGAAAAGGCCGAAGAGGAGGCGCAACGGCUGAAGACUCUUGAGGAGGAGCGUCUCCGGAGAAUGCGCGGCGAGGAAGUAAGCGAUGAGGACGAGGAAGAGGAGGACAAGGAAAGCGAUGGAGGAGGGGAGAUAUCUGAGGACGAAUCUAUUCCUGACGAUGCCAAAGCAUUCGGUUUGCAACACGGGACUCGUACCGAGCUCGGAGUUGAAGAUGAGGACGAUUUCAUUAUCGACGACGACCUGGUGGAAACAAGGUCUGAUGUCAGUUUAUCGGUUGGCGACAGCGACGAGGAGGCGUUGUCCGCAGGAGAAUCCGACGAAGAAGAAGAGGAUGAGCUCAUCAAUGGGAUCACUCUCCCCGACGAAUCCGUGGGAGAAACCGAGGGCGCACCGGAGGCCCAGGAUGGACUGGCGUACACAUAUCCAUGCCCUGCAGACCAUGACGAGUUCCUUCAGAUCAUCCAGGACGUGCCAACACAAGACCUGCCUACCGUCAUCCAGAGGAUCCGAGCGUUGCACCAUCCUCGACUUCAUAGUGACAAUAAGAUGAAGCUUGGACGGUUCGCUGCAAUUCUAGUUCAGCAUGUUUCCUAUAUGGCCGAGCAGCCCGAGCAUCCUCCCUUCGCCAUUCUGGAGAACAUUCUCCGCCACGUCCACUCGUUGGCGAAGACCCAUCCUGAGAGUGUCUCCCGGGCGUUCAGGGCACACCUACGUGAAAUCACAGCCGACCGGCCUCUGGGCCUCCGUGCUGGCGACCUGGUCGUUCUGACCGGCAUUGCCGCCGUCUUCCCGACAUCCGAUCAUUUCCACGCCGUCGCGACACCGGCACACCUCUGCCUGGCUCGGUACCUAGGACAGGGGUCUGUCGAGACGCUCGGAGACCUGGCUAAGGGGGCAUAUGUCACCAGUCUUGUCCUCCAGUACCAGAUGAUUUCGAAGCGCUACAUGCCGGAACUUAUCAACUACGUGCUCAAUGCCCUCUGUAUUCUGGCUCCCCAAGCACCCGAGACUGAGCUUGGGCCGUUCCCAUCCAGAACAUCCUCCAAGUCCCUGCGGCUGGAUGCCUCCAAGCCCAUCUCGUCGCGGAAGCUUCAUUUCUGGGAUGUCACAGGCGGGGAGAAGGAUUCCAGCCUCCGAGCGCAGGAGGAGCUCAAGCUCUCGCUCAUCCGCACCUUCGUACACCUUCUGAACACGGCAUCCGAUCUCUGGGUGGACCAGUCCGCGUUCACGGAGAUAUUCGAGCCGGCGCAGCGAGUGCUCCGCCACGUGGGAGGGGGGGACUCGCACAAGGGCAAAAAACUAGCGAAAGUGUCCCGCGACGCGCAGGACGAGCUGCACCGCACGGUGGAGCAGAUCGCGCGCCGUCUCUCGCAGUCGCGCAGCGCUCGUCGGCCGCUGUUGCUGCACCAGCACCGGCCGCUGGCGAUCAAGACGGCCAUCCCCAAGUUCGAGGAGACGUUCAACCCGGACAAGCACUACGAUCCGGAUCGCGAGCGGGCCGAGGCCAACCGGCUCAAGGCAGAGUACAAGCGCGAGCGCAAGGGAGCAAUCCGCGAGUUGCGCAAGGACGCCAAUUUCAUUGCGCGCGAGCAGUUGCGCGAGAAGAAGGAGCGCGACGCCGAGUACGAGCGCAAGUACAAGCGGCUUGUCGCCGAGGUACAGAACCAGGAGGGUCGCGAGGCGAAUGUGUACGAGAGAGAGAAGAGACUGCGCCAGGGCAAGCGGUGA
Messenger RNA from Aspergillus tanneri, 2730 nucleotides. RefSeq names its product snoRNA-binding rRNA-processing protein NOP14 (gene NOP14). Gene Ontology annotation, cellular component: nucleolus; Noc4p-Nop14p complex; small-subunit processome. Bases 1 to 2730 code for a protein of 909 amino acids. The record is from RefSeq and is a predicted model, not a curated record. The transcript is spliced from 2 exons. NCBI's taxonomy places the organism in Eukaryota, Fungi, Ascomycota, Eurotiomycetes, Eurotiales, Aspergillaceae. Gene Ontology annotation, biological process: maturation of SSU-rRNA.